Molecule: messenger RNA, 1701 nt
Organism: Choloepus didactylus (southern two-toed sloth)
Lineage: Eukaryota; Metazoa; Chordata; Mammalia; Pilosa; Megalonychidae
Product: hyaluronidase PH-20-like
Exons: 4
Coding region: 1-1701 (566 amino acids)
Biological process (GO): carbohydrate metabolic process; fusion of sperm to egg plasma membrane involved in single fertilization; hyaluronan catabolic process
Cellular component (GO): acrosomal vesicle
Molecular function (GO): hyalurononglucosaminidase activity
Source: RefSeq, a predicted model, not a curated record
AUGGGAGUGCUAAGGUUUAAGCACAUUUUCUUUGCGAGCUUCCUUGGAUCCAAGAGAGCACCCCAAGCAGUGUUCACUUUCCUUCUGAUUCCAUGUUGCCUGGCUAUGAAUCUCAGAGCACCUCCUCUUAUUCCAAAUGUUCCUUUCCUCCUGGCCUGGAAUGCCCCCACUGAAGUUUGUAAUCAAAGGUUUAAUGUACUACUAGACCUGAGCCUCUUCAAUUUUAUAGGAAGUCCCCGAAAAGGUUUUCCAAGGCAAGAUGUUGCAAUAUUUUAUGCUGAUAGACUGGGCUACUACCCUCAUGUAAAUGAAAUGACAGGCAAACUUGAGAAUGGGGCGAUUCCCCAGUUGGGAGUCUUAGACUUACAUUUGCACAAAGCUGCAAACGACAUUGACCAGACCGUGCCCGCAAGCCAGCUGGGCUUGGGUGUCAUUGACUGGGAAAACUGGAGGCCUACCUGGGAAAGGAACUGGACACCUAAAGAUAUUUACAAGAAUCUGUCUAUUGAUUUGGUUCGGAAAAACAAUCCACUACUUGGCCUCAUAGAGGCCACCAAGAUUGCCAAGGAAGAAUUUGAAAAGGCAGGAAGGCGUUUCAUGCAUAACACUCUAAAGUUAGUCAAGUCAGUUCGACCAAAUUACUUAUGGGGUUACUAUCUUUUUCCUGAUUGUUACAACCAUCAGUAUACUCAACCUGGAUACACUGGAAGAUGCCCUGAUAUAGAAAAGAAAAGAAAUAAUGACCUUGAAUGGUUGUGGAAGGAAAGCACUGCCCUUUUCCCAUCCGUUUACUUGAAUCGUCAUCUACAGUCUUCUCCACAAGCUGUUCUAUUUGCCCGUUAUCGUGUUGAAGAAGCCAUUCGGAUUUCAAACAUACACAAUCCUAAAAGUCCACUUCCAAUUUAUGUAUAUAUCCGCCCAGUUCUUACUGAUAUAUCUUCCAGGUACCUUACUCUGGAAGACCUUGUGAGUACAAUUGGCGAAAGUGUCGCACUGGGUGUAUCUGGAACAAUAGUAUGGGGAAGCCUCAAUUUAACCUUCAGUAGGCAAGCUUGCAAUAAUCUAGACUUCUUCUUGAAGACUAUCCUCAAUCCUUACUUGAUCAAUGUCACCUUAGCAGCCAAAAUGUGUAGCCAAGUGCUUUGCCAGGAACAAGGAGUGUGUGUAAGGAAAGACUGGAAUUCAAAUGACUAUCUUCACCUGAACCCAACAAACUUUGAUAUUCAAAUUGGGAAAGGUGGAAAGUACACAGUACAGGGGAAACCCACGCUUGAAGAUCUGCAGCAAUUUUCCGAAAAAUUUUACUGCAGCUGUUAUACCGGCUCUGUUUAUAAGAAGAGAAAUGAUAUAAGAAACAUCAGUGCUGUUCAUGUGUGUAUGGCUGCAGAUGUUUGUAUAGAAGCCCUUCUACGCCCAGCAACCCGUGGUCAUGGGAAACCUUCCUGCAACAUCUCAGUGACCACAGCCCAAGCCACGAAGUUUCCAUGUGCUCCUCGGGCAGAUUUCAAUGUACAACAAGAAGGCACUUGCGUAGUUCGAACCAGUUCUGCCCCGGAGAGCUGCCAGUAUGCUAACUGGAAGAACACACUAAUGAUUUAUAUCAUUCAAGGAUACUUUGCUUCAGCCUGGACCCAGGUUCAUAGGCCCAUGCUUGUCUGGGAGAAGGAAUUUGAUGCAUCAGUGGGCUAUCAUCAGGCCUAA